Messenger RNA from Dendrobium catenatum, 2173 nucleotides. Its product is annotated as putative clathrin assembly protein At5g57200. Gene Ontology annotation, biological process: clathrin-dependent endocytosis; clathrin coat assembly; vesicle budding from membrane. Lineage: Eukaryota; Viridiplantae; Streptophyta; Magnoliopsida; Asparagales; Orchidaceae. Gene Ontology annotation, molecular function: phosphatidylinositol-4,5-bisphosphate binding; SNARE binding; clathrin heavy chain binding. Bases 178 to 1917 code for a protein of 579 amino acids. The transcript has 15 exons. The record is from RefSeq and is a predicted model, not a curated record. Gene Ontology annotation, cellular component: clathrin-coated vesicle; clathrin-coated pit.
UAGGAGAAGGUGGUUGAGGAGAAACGAAACUCGCGGCUGUAUAGAGAGGGAGAGAAGGGGAGCGCGAUCUCCUUCUUCCCAUCCUUUCUCUCUCCAUGUUCUCACCUCUCGAGGAUUGAGAGAACUAUUCGCAUUGGAUUGAUAGAUAGAGGGAUAUAUAGGGGGGGAGAAGAGGAAAUGGGAACAUGGAGGAGGGCUUAUGGCGCCCUUAAGGAUUCUACAAUGGUUGGCCUGGCAAAAGUCAGUAGUGAAUUUAAGGAAGUGGAUAUUGCCAUUGUGAAGGCGACGAAUCACGAAGAAUGCCCACCAAAGGAAAGACACGUUAGAAAAAUAUUUAUAGCUACAUCUGUUGCUCGACCACGGGCUGACAUUGCCUAUUGCAUAUAUGCACUUGCAAAGAGGCUAGCAAAGACACGAAAUUGGGUGGUUGCAGUUAAAACAUUGAUAGUGAUUCACAGAAUUUUGCGAGAAGGUGAUCCUACAUUUAAAGAGGAGCUCUUGAACUAUUCGCACAAGGGACAAAUUUUACAAAUUUCCAAUUUCAAGGAUGACUCGAGUCCUUUUGCUUGGGAUUGCUCUGCAUGGGUUCGUACAUAUGCACUCUUUUUAGAAGAAAGACUUGAAUGCUUUGGAGUUUUAAAAUAUGACAUCGAGGCAGAGCGUUUGAUGAAAAAUGCACAAGGUUCUGCCAAGGGACAUACUAGAACUAGAACUUUAUCUUGUCCAGAUCUGCUAGAGCAAAUGCCCGCCUUACAACAGCUAUUGCAUCGGCUUGUAGGAUGCCAGCCAGAAGGAUCAGCAUCUGGAAACAAUCUUAUACAAUAUGCAUUGGCAUUGGUUAUAAAGGAGAGUUUCAAAAUUUAUUGUGCAGUUAAUGACGGGAUCAUCAAUCUUGUUGAUAUGUUCUUUGAGAUGCCAAAAUAUGAUGCCAUUAAAGCGCUAGAGGUAUAUAAAAGAGCUGGUAAACAGGCAGAAAAUCUUUCUGAUUUCUAUGACUUGUGUAAACAUUUGGAACUCGCUAGAAAUUUUCAGUUUCCGACUCUAAGACAGCCACCUCCAUCAUUCCAAGCUACAAUGGAAGAGUACAUACGUGAAGAUCCAUGUAUGAGCAACAUUUCAACUAAGAAUUUGGAGCAUCAAGAGACAAACCUCUUAACCUACGAAAAAGAAGAACAUGCGGAUACAACAGAGAAUACAGAGCUUUCAGUAGAUGAGGUAAAAGAACUUGUUGAGGCUGUAGAACCAUUAGAAAGAAUCACUGAGGUCGAACCCCCCUUGGAGAUUACAACAGAUCUUCUGGGUAUUGAAGAGAUAAGAUCCAUUGCUUCAGACAUUGAGCAGAAAAAUGCAUUGGCUCUUUCAAUCAUCCAGCCAGAGGAAGGAUUAAGGACAGCAACACUUAAAGAUUUACUCAGUAGCGGCUCAGGAUGGGAGUUAGCACUGGUGUCCACCCCGAGUAACAAUAUCAGCAAUGUUGUGGAAAGCAAACUGGCAGGAGGUUUUGAUAAGCUGUUACUAGAUAGCUUGUAUGAUGAUGCAUCAAGAAGACAACAAAUUGCUGGAGACAACUCCAUUGGUUGUUCGAAUGUCAAUUCGUUCGAGCCGAGUAAUCCAUUCACUAUGCCGAGCGGCCUUACACCUCCUACCGAUGUUCAAAUGACGCUAAUGACACAACAACUACAACAACAACAACAACAAUAUUAUCAUCACCAUCACUACCACCACCAACAACAACUGUAUUAUCAGCAGCAACAAAUGUCUCAGCGCUACCAACAACAACAAAUGAUGAUGAUGGUGCCAUAUGGCUAUCAAACGGAGAAUCAUCACUUGCAAGCAGGUCAAACAAAUCCUUUUGCUGUUCCAUUCACCGAGUACUCACAAAAUGCUCCAUCACAAGGCAAUUCAAGUUUGAUUUGAGUGAACUGAUUUCUUCCCCUCAUUAUACAUACAUUUCCAGUCUUAUUUGGAAACUAUUUGUGAACAUUCUGGUCUGUCUAACUUAGUUUUAUUUGUUCAUGGAGAGGAUACCAAUUUCACACUGAUGUUGCUUGUAUAAUGAAAGCUAGAUGUAUAUUGCAUUUUAAUUUUCUUGGUGAUUUGCACUGCAGCAGAUGUAUAAAAUAAAAAUAAAAAUUAUUGGGAUGUGAUCCAAAAAGCUUGAUCUGACAUUCUA